Molecule: messenger RNA, 4995 nt
Organism: Rana temporaria (common frog)
Lineage: Eukaryota; Metazoa; Chordata; Amphibia; Anura; Ranidae
Gene: CHKA
Product: choline kinase alpha
Exons: 13
Coding region: 163-1467 (434 amino acids)
Biological process (GO): phosphatidylethanolamine biosynthetic process; CDP-choline pathway
Cellular component (GO): cytoplasm
Molecular function (GO): choline kinase activity; ethanolamine kinase activity
Source: RefSeq, a predicted model, not a curated record
GGAAUCCGGAGCAGGCAGGGCAGACGAGAUCUGACAGUGUGAGGAGAGAGAGACACUGUAUGCAUCAGUAACGAGUUCUUCUAUACUAGUAAUAAUAAUAAAUAAGAACACUUCCUCCUCCGCACACAGCAGUCCUCGUGUCUCCUGCUCAUUGUUCCCAUCAUGAAGACCAAAUUCUCCUGCGGGGAUGAGCUGCCGGAUUCUCUGGGCUUACUGAUCAGUUCAGCCGGAGGACUGGUGAGCGGGCAGAGGAUCGGGGAGCCGGGGGUGGUGGAGAGUCCGGAGAAGGAGGAAUGCAGAGCGCCCGAGGACGAGCCCGACCCCCGGACUAGGUGCAAGGCGUACCGAUGGUGUAAGCAGUUCCUGCCCGGGGCCUGGAGGUUCCUGGAGGAGGAGCGAUUCCACAUCACUGUCAUACGAGGUGGCCUAAGCAACAUGCUCUUUCAUUGCUCUUUACCGGAUGACGAAAAGUGCUUAGGCAAUGAGCCGAGGAGUGUACUGCUGCGGCUGUACGGCGCUAUUCUUCAGAUGUCAUGUAACAAGGGUGAAAAUCAAGAGAUGCAGAGAGAGAAUUUUUUUCAAGUAACCUCUCUGCAAGCUAUAAGAAGGGGUGCUGCAGCCAUGGUAAUGGAGAGUGUCAUGUUCGCAAUCUUGGCAGAGAGAUCCCUUGGUCCUAAGCUGUAUGGGAUCUUGCCACAAGGACGUCUUGAAGAAUUCAUUCCAAGUCGAAAGCUUGAGACCGAUGAGUUAGGUUUGCCAGAGAUAUCUGCUGAAAUAGCUGAGAAAAUGGCUCGAUUUCAUGGAAUGAGCAUGCCGUUCAACAAGGAACCCAAGUGGCUCUUUGGGACAAUGGACAAGUACUUAAAGCAAGUGUUGAAAAUCAAAUUCACUAGAGAAACUCAUAUCAGAAAACUCAAUAAGUUUUUAAGCUACAAUCUUCCCAAAGAAAUGGACACCCUGAGGUCUUUGCUGGAAUCAACCCCAUCACCGGUUGUAUUCUGUCACAAUGACUGCCAGGAAGGUAACGUCCUAUUACUGGAAGGAAGAGAGAAUUCUGAAAAACAGAAGCUAAUGCUUAUAGACUUUGAAUACAGCAGCUACAAUUACAGGGGUUUUGAUAUCGGUAAUCACUUCUGUGAAUGGAUGUAUGAUUACACUUAUGAAAAGUUUCCGUUCUUCAAAGCCAAUUUCUCGAAUUAUCCCUCAAAGAAACAACAGCUUCACUUCAUUUCCAGCUACAUGGCAGAGUUUCAGCCAGGGUUAGAGAACCUGAGCAAUGAAGAAAAAAGUCAAAUUGAGAAUGAAAUGUUAAUUGAAGUUAACAGGUUUGCCCUUGCAUCACAUUUAUUUUGGGGCCUCUGGUCUAUUAUACAAGCAAAAAUCUCUUCAAUUGAAUUUGGUUAUAUGGACUAUGCUACGGCAAGAUUUGAUGCCUACUUCCUGCAGAAGAAGAAGCUUGGUCUUUAAUUCCAUUCUGCAUGGACACCUGUCUGGAUGUUCUCCCAUCUCUAUUGUUACUGCUGUUAAUAUCUUAGCUAUGAGGGGACUUUAUCGGUGUCUGAACUAUGCAUUGUGUUUAGCAACCAGUUGGGACUCUCCCUUUCAUUCUUCCUAUGCAGUUCAGAAAAUUAAAAAGGUUCUGGUUGCUCUGCUCAGCAAAGUUCUUCUUUCAAACACUUUUUCUAAUGUUCUUUAGGACAUUUCUUGUAAGAUUGAAUGUAAUAUAACUGUGAAUGUUUACAGAGUUUAGUUUCUGCAAUGAUGGAGUAAAGUAAUUUUCUUUUGUGUCAAAACUGUACAGAUACCUCCAUUCCGUGGAGAUCACCAUUUUGCUAUUGGAGCAGAUAUGAGAAUGCAACCUAUUUAUAUUGAAAACUGCAAUAUUUGGUGAAUACUUAACCAAACGCUACAUUAAAAAAACAAAACAUUUUAAUUUAUGGGGAGAGCAGCUGUGCUCUUAUCCAAUCAGAGAGAUUUAUGUUGUCCAAUUUAUUAUUACUUAGGGUAAGGGAAAAGUUCUCUAACCAUUAAUAUUUAAUUGUUCUGAUACCUCUCUAGUGAUUGAUAACGUUGUAUGGCUUUUAUGCUGCAUUUUGCAAAUGCUUCAUGCACACAAAGUUAUGUUUAAUUAGGAACGAUACAUUUAGAAAGUGUGUUUAUCUUAUUGGAGGUGAUCACUUCUCCGUAGAGUGCCACACUGUGCCGGUAUAGUGCUUUUUUUAUUGUUUUCUUUUUUGUACACUGGAGUACUUCUAUCGGAGAAACUCCUGUUUUGUUGGAAAAAAAUCCUCCAGGUCAACAAUUUACAUAGGAAAGACUUUAGCAUGCAUUGUGCAAUCUUUAUUGAGUUAUGGCCAAACUAUUGCAAUCAUUGAUAACAGAGUGUGGGAAAUUCUGCCAAAUAUGAUCACAUGCAAAUUGCUAGUGUUAACUCAUUUUUGAUAUGAGCUUAUCAAAUAGAUGGGCUAUGUGUUCUCAUAAUUGUAAACCAGUUCAAAAUAAUUUGCAGCCCUGAUCUAAAACCAAGUUGGUAAUGUGAAGUGGUUUAUUAUUGUAAUUGUAAAUAUUGUAUAAUGUUUUUUAAAGGCGUAAUAUGAAUUUAAGUAUGGUUUACUGAUUUGGGCUUUUACACUUAGAGAGUUUUUACUCAAAUUCCAGUAAGCGGAAUAACUAGUUAACACAUACAGUUUCUUUUUUAUUACAAUAGACCGAUGUUGAGCAAGGCUUCAAAUGUAUUUCACUUCAAAUGCAAUUUCAAUAAGGUAAUGCCCAAACUGACAUACAUGUUUGCAGUGUUAGGGGAGAAAUUUAUAGUUGAGUUUUUAUAUUUAACCAAAGGCACUUAGGCUGAACACUACGGCACAAAGGAAAGGUGCCAUUGCCUAGCAGCAACCAGCCACAUUUUCAUACAUUUCAUUGCAAGAAAAAAGUGCAAUAUCCAUGCAAAUGCAACACGGUUGCAGUAAUUUUUUUAUGUAUAAUACGCAAUUGACAUUCUGUGAAGUAGAGACAAUGUUAUUCUUGUAUAUAUUGCACUGGCCUGGAUUUACAUUUUGUUUAUAGCUUUGCUACCCUUUCUGAUCUGAUUCAGCUAUUUGUUACCCACUUCAAUAUUUCAGUUCUUGUAUUCCCAGCCAUGAAAGUUGAACACCAGGACUUGCUUAGCCUAUUGCUCAAUUUAACAGCCAGUUAAGUAAAACUGUAAGCAUGUGAAAAGGAAUUCAACCCUGACACUGCUGAGUUAUUGGGGUCAUGGUCUUGUGUCAGGACAUGUAUGGCAUUACAUCCUAAGGCUACAUAAAAGAUUACAUUUUAGUACACUAGUCUAGUUUGUAUUGAUCCUAGAGUUGGCUUAAAUGAAGCUUUUUUUUUAGGAUGGUAGUUCCUAGCCCAUGGCCAAUAUUUUAUUUGGAUUUAUUUCUUUAGCAGCAUAAACUUUAUGCAAUAUGAUACCUUUAGCCAUUAUCCAUCCAUUUUGCUUUCUAAAAACGCUAAGUUGCGAGAUGCUCGCAGAAUAUAUGUAUCUUUGAGUAUGUAUUCAACCCACAGUGCAAGCUGUAUGUGUACAAGGAAAAUAGGACAUCUGGGAGAUGUGUACUUGAUUUAUUAAAAGCAAUAUAUAUUGCUGUAUCAAAUUUGUCUAACAAAUGCUGGCAGAUCAAGUACAUUAAGAGAUCCAGUAUCUGCCAGUCAUUUAAUUGCUAAACGCUCUUGACUAUUGGAGGCUUCUUGCUGCAUUUUAGAUGAUUUUUCUGACAGAUUAUUGCUUUUAUGUGUCAGUACCUGGGCAGAAAAGACUAGUAGAACUCUUACAAAAGCUUGAUGGCCUUUUUUUUUUACUGCCCCCACAACUGCAGGUGUAAACCAGCCCUUGGUGUGACUGACAUCUUCUCUACAGAUGCCAUGUUUGCAUUACUCUGUUGCAAAUGAUGCCAUUGUCAACAAGAGGCUAAUCUUGUAUUGUAAUUAAAAAUGUCAAUUGUUGGUAAAGCGUAACUUCACUCUCUCAAGCAACAUUGACUAUUUUUAAUCUUUAUGCUGCUGGCAUUAGUAAAUGAAUAGGAAAGUAUAUCAUAAUUGCUUGUUAAAUUUUUUUUUUUUUUACAUUUCUUCAGUUACUUCCUGGUUUUCAUGCCUAGGCAAAUUAUGUCAUGCAUCCCAGGAGUCUUCAGGAUGAGAGGAGGGGCUUUCUCAGCCAAGCACAGCCUCUCCUCCUUGCAUGCCUGGGCUAAUGGUAGAUGGAUUCCAGGAAGUAAAGGCUACAUGAAUAAUCUGCCCUUACUCAAGAUGGCCACAGCCAGAAAUGCUAGGGGGUGUUUUUCAAAGUGACUUCUCAGCAAAAGAACGGAGACAUGGAUGGGCGAGUUUGCUUUGAAUAUUAAAAAUGAAUUAAAUAGCAUUUUUGGUUUGUGGUGCUCAGAUGACGUGUUGGUCCUCUUUAAGCAGCUGUGAUCUUUAUUUAUUUAGCACUGUAUUACAUUUUACACGCGUUAUAAUUUUUCUCGUAAGCAACAUUUAAAAUACAUUUUCUUUUGAUAACAUUUUCACUGUGCAUCUGUAGUAACCAUUUGUAGUAUAUGCUAUCAUAAAUGCUUUUGAGGCAAACCUAAAUAUUUCUCCUGUUAUUUCAUAAGCACUAGAAGGAAAAACCAGUGUUAAACGGUUUACUUCACUGCCUAAUGGGAGAUGGAGAUUACUUAAGAAAAGAUGUUAUACUGUGAUUUGCAAUAAGAUCACUGCCAUGGUUUGUGCUAUGCUGGACCUGACACAAGUUAGGUUGGUAUGCAGUAUAUCAGUAUUACAUGGCCCGGGCAAAGUAUCCUUCUUUUCUUGUAUGUGUAUAUAAAAUAAUGGAAACAAUAUUUGUAAGCUCAUUAUUCUUUGCUUGAUAAUCAUUUUAUAAUGAAUCUUGUAGUGGGUUUUUAUGAUCUAAUUACACUAAUACUGUGUAUUAAUAUUAACUAAGUGAACUAAAUGGAAAAUGUGUGUAAUAUC